CACUGGGAGUACUGGGGAAGAGGACUGGGACUGUGCGGACCCCGGGAAGGCGGACAUGGACGGUCAGACGUGUUCCAGGCCGUGCCAUGAGGGGAAGACCAAGGUCCCGGACCGGGUGACCCUGAAGAAGGAGAUUGGGCUACUGAGCGCGUGCACCAUCAUCAUAGGAAACAUCAUCGGCUCGGGCAUCUUCAUCUCUCCCAAAGGUGUCCUGGAGCAUUCGGGCUCGGUGGGCCUGGCGCUCCUCGUCUGGCUGCUGGGAGGAUGCAUUGCCUUCCUGGGCUCCUUAUGUUACGCCGAACUGGGCGUCACCAUCCCCAAGUCGGGCGGCGACUACGCCUACGUCACGGAAAUAUUCGGCGGUCUCAUGGGGUUCCUGCUGCUGUGGAGCGCCGUGCUCAUCAUGUAUCCCACCACGCUGGCAGUCAUCGCUCUCACCUUCUCCAACUAUGUGCUGCAGCCCGUCUUCCCCGAGUGCGCGCCACCAUAUGUGGCCACGCGCAUGCUGUCGGCCACCUGCCUCCUGCUGCUGACGUGGGUGAACUGCUCCAGUGUGCGCAUGGCCACCAGGAUCCAGGACAUCUUCACCGUGGGCAAGCUGAUGGCUCUGGGCCUCAUCAUCGUGGUGGGCCUGGUCCAGAUCUUCAAUGGAAACUUUGAGGCGCUGAGCCCUCAGGUGAUCUUCUCCCUGGACAGGACCCCCUCCGUGGGUCAGAUGGCUCUGGCCUUCCUGCAGGCUUCCUUCGCUUUCAGCGGCUGGAACUUCCUCAACUACGUGACGGAAGAGGUGGUGGACCCCAGAAGGAAUCUACCUCGCGCCAUCUACAUCUCCAUCCCUCUGGUGACGUUGGUGUACACGCUGACCAACCUGGCCUACUUCUCGUCCAUGUCCCCAGAGGAGCUGCUCUCCUCCAACGCUGUGGCUGUGACAUUCGGAGAGAAGCUCCUGGGAAUGUUCUCCGUCAUCAUGCCCAUCUCCGUUGCUUUGUCAACCUUUGGCGGUAUCAACGGCUACCUGUUCACCUCCUCCAGGUUGUGCUUCUCCGGCGCCAGGGAGGGUCACCUUCCAAGCCUCCUGGCCAUGAUCCACGUCAAGAAGUGCACGCCCAUCCCUGCCCUGCUGGUCUGCUGCACGGCCACCAUGGUGAUCCUCUGCAUCGGCGAGACGCACAACCUCAUCAACUACGUGUCCUUCAUCAACUACCUGUCGUACGGCGUCACCAUCGCCGGCCUGCUCUUCUACCGCUGGAGGAAGCCCGCCCUGUACCGACCUAUCAAGGUCAGGCUGCUGGUGCCCGUGUGCUACCUGAUGUUCUGGGCGCUGCUGCUGGGUUUCAGUCUGUACUCGGAGCCGCUGGUGUGCGGCGUGGGUCUGGUCAUCAUGCUCACCGGCGUGCCCGUCUACUUCCUGGGCGUCCACUGGAGGAGGAAACCAAAGUGUGUCGACACCUUCAUCGAGACGGCGACCUCCGUGGGCCAGAGGCUGUGUUUCGUGGUCUUCCCUCAGUUUGACCCCAUCGAGGUCGUCGACCCUUCAGACCGGACUGAGGCAUCAUCCGCCAGAUCCUAAAAAAAAUCUAACUUCCGUGGUGCUCUUCAUUGCUGAGCGUCCCGUGUGACCUUUGACUUUUUUGGACUGGCCAACAGGACGCGUUAUCUUGCGCACAGACUGUUUGCCUCUCGAAAGCACAAUUUGUUAGUAUCUCCUCUGCAACAUACAACAAACGUAAAAACAUCACAUCUUCCUAAGUAGUCUUUGUGUCCUACACAGCUUUUUGGGCCAAAGUAGCCUGCUAGGUUAGACAUACUCAAUUUAAAAUCUUUCUUUACUAACUGACUGACUGGUUAGAAUGUAAAACUUUUUUUUUUUUUUUCGGAAAAAGUGCCUUUUCUUUGUAAAUAUCCAGUCAGAACCAAGGAAGAUGUGUUUUAAAAGUCCAUUUUCAUCUGUUUGACAGUGACUGAAAUGGACAAUUGCAGCAAACAUAGAAGUGAUCCACAACCAAACACACAAGGGGUUUGUUUAUAAUUGAUCAGAGCUGUUUAUCUAUGUUACAGAGGAAUGUAGUUAAUCAUAGAACUGGCAGCCAGUUAUUAAAAAAGUAUUGAUUUUAAAUCAAUAAUCGCUUUCAAUUGAGAAUCGAUUCUGAAUCGAAUCAUUACCCCCAAUAAUUGAAUUGAAUG
This is a messenger RNA of Entelurus aequoreus (snake pipefish), 2184 nucleotides long. RefSeq names its product solute carrier family 7 member 10b (gene slc7a10b). Lineage: Eukaryota; Metazoa; Chordata; Actinopteri; Syngnathiformes; Syngnathidae. Gene Ontology annotation, biological process: D-serine transmembrane transport; amino acid transmembrane transport; D-alanine transmembrane transport. The record is from RefSeq and is a predicted model, not a curated record. Bases 56 to 1570 code for a protein of 504 amino acids. The transcript is spliced from 11 exons. Gene Ontology annotation, molecular function: L-amino acid transmembrane transporter activity; neutral L-amino acid transmembrane transporter activity. Gene Ontology annotation, cellular component: membrane.